Trichophyton verrucosum HKI 0517 is the source of this 273-nucleotide messenger RNA. RefSeq lists its product as uncharacterized. Gene Ontology annotation, biological process: phosphatidic acid biosynthetic process; triglyceride catabolic process. NCBI's taxonomy places the organism in Eukaryota, Fungi, Ascomycota, Eurotiomycetes, Onygenales, Arthrodermataceae. The transcript is spliced from 2 exons. Gene Ontology annotation, molecular function: triacylglycerol lipase activity; acylglycerone-phosphate reductase (NADP+) activity. The record is from RefSeq and is a predicted model, not a curated record. Gene Ontology annotation, cellular component: endoplasmic reticulum; lipid droplet. Bases 1 to 273 code for a protein of 90 amino acids.
AUGUCUUCACCAGACAACCGUAAAUCAGUCCUCAUAACUGGCUGUUCGCCUGGAGGUAUUGGCCAUUCCCUCGCUCUUGAAUUCCAACGCAAUGGUUUGCGAGUGUUUGCAACUGCCAGGAAUAAAGAGGUGCUCGUGGACCUCGAAGAGAAGGGAAUUGAGGCCUUGGACCUGGUGGUUGACAACGAAAAGAGUAUCCUAGCAUGCUUUGACGAAGUCAAGUCCAGGUUAGGCGAAAGCAAAGGGCUAGAUAUUCUAGUCAACAAUGCGUAA